Messenger RNA from Daldinia childiae, 414 nucleotides. Its product is annotated as Histone H2B. The transcript is spliced from 3 exons. Bases 1 to 414 code for a protein of 137 amino acids. NCBI's taxonomy places the organism in Eukaryota, Fungi, Ascomycota, Sordariomycetes, Xylariales, Hypoxylaceae. Gene Ontology annotation, molecular function: protein heterodimerization activity; DNA binding; structural constituent of chromatin. Gene Ontology annotation, biological process: nucleosome assembly. Gene Ontology annotation, cellular component: nucleosome. The record is from RefSeq and is a predicted model, not a curated record.
AUGCCUCCUAAAGCCGCUGACAAGAAGCCCGCCUCCAAGGCUCCCGCUACUGCCCAGAAGGCGCCCGAGAAGAAGGAUGCUGGCAAGAAGACUGCCGCCACUGGCGAGAAGAAGAAGCGCACCAAGGCGCGCAAGGAGACUUACUCUUCUUACAUUUACAAGGUCCUCAAGCAGGUCCACCCCGACACCGGUAUCUCCAACCGUGCCAUGUCUAUCCUGAACUCGUUCGUCAACGACAUCUUCGAGCGAGUUGCAACUGAAGCCUCCAAGCUUGCCGCAUACAACAAGAAGUCCACCAUCUCAUCCCGAGAGAUCCAGACCUCAGUCCGCCUGAUCCUCCCCGGUGAGCUUGCGAAGCACGCCGUCUCUGAAGGAACCAAGGCGGUCACCAAGUAUUCGUCAUCCACGAAAUAA